Spirometra erinaceieuropaei is the source of this 836-nucleotide messenger RNA. Lineage: Eukaryota; Metazoa; Platyhelminthes; Cestoda; Diphyllobothriidea; Diphyllobothriidae. The record is from the annotation of a GenBank genome assembly.
AUGGGUGGACCUAUAAUCGCCUCGUCAUCUCCAGAAUGCGGAUUCGUCUACAGCCUCGCAGGAGACCUCAAAAUAAGCGACCCCCAGGUAAGCUGAAUAUCGCCUUAUUGUCUUUGCCUGCUCACUAUCCCCAUAUCAGCAAUGAACUAGCUCAACGGCUAACCAGCCUUCCCGUCGCCGCCGCCGCCACUGACGAGAACGCCUGCGUGGAGAAACGAUGGUGCCAACUGCGGGACACAGUCCAGUCGACGGAUCUUGCCGUCCUCGGUCGCGCAGGCCGCCAACACUAGGACUGGUUCGACGACAACGACGCCGCCAUCGGCAACCUGCUCGCCGAGAAGAACCGCCUGUACAAAGCCUACGUCGACCGCCCCACCGACGACAACAGAGCUGCUUGCUACCGUAGUCGCCGCCUUGUGCGACAGCGGCUCCGCGAGAUGCAGGACACCUGGAUGACCCGCAAGGCCGAGGAGAUUCAGGGGUACGCGGACGGAAGCAUCCUUCUCAUCAUGAAGAUACAAAUCCUACAGUGUUGGGCCAAGUACUUCAGAGGCGUCCUCAACCACCCCUCCACCAUCUUCGACGCUGCCAUCGCCCGUCUGCCUCAAGUGGAGACUAACUUCGACCUUGACCUCCUGCCCUCUCUCCAUGAUACCGUCAAGGCCGUGCAGCAGCUCUCCAGCGGGAAAGCGCCCGGAUCAGACACAACCCCUGCUGAGACCUACAAGCACGGUGGCCCCCAAAUCAUCGAUCAUCUAACUGCGCUUUUCGAGGAGAUGUGGCGUCAAGGUGAAGUCCUGCAGAAUUUCAAAGACGCCACAAUCGUACACCUCUAA